ACCGGUUUACUCAGCGUUGCGGCUUCUGCAGCAGGAGAAAAAAAGAGGGGGCAGGAUAAAUGCAUUCGCCCCUCGUCCCGCUUCCUAAAGACGAUCCCCGACAGUAAAGCUUUAGCACCAAUAAACUGAAGCGGGUCAAAUCCGUGCCAGCCCCAGAUGAGGGUUUCAAGCACUCCUUGCGCCUUGCCGGUCGCUUCUCCCUAAUGCCCGUCCCUUGCGCUUCCUGCUGCUGCUGCUGCUGUUGGGAAGCUGCUGGGCUUCCCCGCGCCGAGGGGGCUGCGGCAGGUUCAGAGGCCGGGGGGCGAGCAUGGAUUUCCGAGGGAAGAAGUACGAGCGGGGCAGCAACUGGUCGGACCCCGAGGUGGUGGAGCUGCUGCACUUGUGGGCCGACGAGUCGGUGCAGGCGGAGCUGGAGAGCUGCCUUCGGAACCAGCACGUCUUCAACCGGAUCGCCGAGGUGCUGCGGGAGAAGGGCAUCCACCGCACGGGCGACCAGUGCCGGGAGAAGAUCAAGAAGAUGAAGCUGGAGUACCGCCGCAUCAAGGAGAACAACAAGGCCCCUCGAGGGGGCAGGACUUGGAAGUUUUACGACGUGAUGGAUCGGGUCCUGGCCAGCCGGCCGUCCCUCGCCUACAGCGCCGCCGCCGCCAACAGCAGCAGCAGUGGCGCCUUGCUGAUGGCGCAACAAGUGGAAAGCUACCGUCCCCACUUGGCACCCUCGUCGGCUCUGCCCUUCCCGCCUCCUCAGCCCCCGGAGCUGAUGGAGAUCAAAUGCGAGGAGGUGGAUUCCGAGGUGGAGCAGUGCUUGACGCCGGAGCCUCCGCCUUCUCUCACUUACCAGCCGGGGGGCUCCCCCGAGGAGGAGAGGGCCUUUUUGGACGACUCGCCCCUCUCCAGGCUGGAGAUGCCCAUCGAAACCAGUGUCUCGCCCUCAGGUUUCAGUGAACCCAACAUGGCUUCGUCAUCCCGGAUCCAAAGUCUGGGGCCACGGCCUGGCUUUUCCACCCUGCACCGCCUGCGGAAGAAGCGGAAAGCCCAGCGGCUGAAGGAUCCCCUGGACGCUCUCUUGCUGAAGACCCUGGCGGCGCAGCGAGACAUGGAGGAACGCUUUUUGCAGAUGGAGGAACGGCGGCUCCAACGGGACCUGGAGGCGGAGGAGCGGCGGAUACAGCUGGAGCAGCGACGCUUUGAACUGGAACGGGACCACGAAUUCCGCAUGUUCAACGUCUUUGCCCAGAUGCUCAGCAUCCUAAAACAAAGCAAUAACAGCUCCUUUGCAAGCGGGCUGCCCCAGGGCAUGGACCUUAGCCAAGCAUUUUCCGAUAGCACUGGGGCAGGCGAAGGGGCACAGCAGGAAGUGAGGACCACACAGCUGGUGCGGCCCGUCUUGGACAGGACAGCCUAUGUGUUUGAUUUCUGCAACCAUAGUGAUUUCCAAAGCAGCCCAUACCUCUCGGUCCGAGGCAAUAUUGCCAACAUCUUCAGGGGCUCCACAGAAGAAGGGUACAGGGCCUAUCAUGCCGACAAGUAUGAAGAGGACAAAAACCCCAAUGGCAUCAUUAAUUUUGGCACCAGUGAGAACAAGCUAUGCUUUGAUCUGAUGUCCAAGCGGCUGACGCAAAGUGACAUGAACGUCAUAGAACCUCCACUGCUACAAUAUCCUGACUGGAAGGGCCAUAUGUUCUUGCGAGAGGAAGUGGCUCGGUUUUUGACCUAUUAUUGCAAGGCACCUGCACCUCUUAAAGCAGAAAAUGUGAUCAUACUGAAUGGUUGUGGCUCUCUGUUUUCUGCUUUGGCUACCGUUCUCUGUGAUCCAGGAGAAGCCUUCCUGAUUGCUACCCCUUUCUACGGAGGCAUCACCCAAAGUGUGUUUCUCUAUGGGAAUGUGAAGCUGGUCUAUGCCCAUUUGGACAGUCAGGUCACCGGCACCUGCAACCGUCCGUUCCAGCUCACUGUGGAAAAGCUAAAGAAGGCCUUGCAGGACGCCCAGUCAGAGGGUGUCAAAGUAAAGGCUUUAAUUCUCCUGAACCCCCACAAUCCCUUGGGGGACAUCUAUUCUCUCUCUGAGUUACAUGACUUCUUGGAAUUUGCAAAAAGGCAUGAGCUGCACGUGAUAGUAGAUGAGAUCUACAUGCUGUCAGUUUUUGAUGAUUCUGCCACAUUCCACAGUGUGCUUGAAAUGGACAGAUUUCCUGAUCCGCAGAGGACCCAUGUGAUGUGGGGAAUUACUAAGGAUUUUGCUGCUGCUGGGAUUCGCUUUGGGACACUGUACACGUUGAAUCAAGAUGUUGCCAAUGCUGUGGCUUCCUUGUGCUACUUCCACGGGGUCUGUGGGCCUGUCCAGUACAAAAUGGCCCAGCUACUCAGAGACAGAGACUGGAUUAACCAGGUGUUUUUACGGGCCAAUCAUGAAAGGCUGAAAGCUGCCCACACUUUUGUGACAGAUGAGCUCAAGACCCUUGGGGUUCCCUUCCUGAACCGCAAUGCAGGCUUCUUUGUAUGGAUUGAUUUCCGAAAGUACUUGCGAAGAGGAACAUUUGAAGAGGAAAUGCUGCUCUGGAGGCGCUUCCUGGACAACAAAGUCCUGCUCUCUUGUGGUAAAGCUUUUGAGUGCAGUGAGCCUGGCUGGUUCCGCAUCAUCUUUUCGGACAAGAUACAUCGGCUGCAGCUAGGCAUGCAGAGGGUCCGUGAGGUUCUAGAAGAACAUGAGCGUGGAAUCCUGAAUGAAGGUAAAGACCAGUCUUGGGAGUCUGACUCGGAAGGCAAAGCGGACAGUGCAGACGAAGUGAUAUUUGUGUCCCACCAUCAGGAGCCAGCCUCAGCUGGUGGCUCUAACCUUGGCGAUCUCAUUGGCCUCCUGCAGCAACAAAUGCGCUCGUCUGACUGGCUGCAGAAGAAUACGGUGGAACAGUUUGCCCAGGAGAAACCAGAGGUCUAUGAUGUUUUCCGCAAGUUGGUGGGGAAGCAGUAGAUGGUUUUGGUGCCUUUCCACAUUGAUUGCCGCUGGAAGUUCUUGCUGCUCAUCUUUGACUUACCUAAUGAUAUAUUUUCCAUAUAGCAGGAAGCCGUUUGUAAACCUCCUUCCUGUGGCCAUCUUCUCAUCAUUCUAUUAAACUGGGGCCAACUACAAAUGGGUGGCUUUUAUUCUGCCUCCA
Lacerta agilis (Sand lizard) is the source of this 3155-nucleotide messenger RNA. It is a transcript of the gene ACCS, whose product is annotated as 1-aminocyclopropane-1-carboxylate synthase homolog (inactive). The record is from RefSeq and is a predicted model, not a curated record. The transcript is spliced from 15 exons. NCBI's taxonomy places the organism in Eukaryota, Metazoa, Chordata, Lepidosauria, Squamata, Lacertidae. The coding region runs from base 308 to 2971 and encodes 887 amino acids. Gene Ontology annotation, biological process: amino acid metabolic process; biosynthetic process. Gene Ontology annotation, molecular function: pyridoxal phosphate binding; transaminase activity.